AUGGGCCUUCCAUUAAUGGACGAGAAACGUCCAUUUCCGAGUCGGACCCGAUCCUUUCGACGCAACCGGCCUCUCCUCAACACCAUCAUCAUCGCCGUACUCCUAUUCUUAGUAUAUACAUUUCGCCCAUUUACCGGCUAUGGCAGCGUCACAGUGUCAUUCCGCACCGGCCAGACCAGCAGCUUCCACGAGACCGAUGACUCGGAGUCGGCGACCACGUCUACCGUCAAGGGCCUUGUCCCCCUGGAAGCGCACAUCAUGAGCAAAUGCCCAGACGCCAGGGACUGUCUACGAGAUAUGGUCCUGCCCACGAUGAUGCGAGUCAACUCCAAGGUCAACUUUACACUGUCCUUUAUCGGAAAGCCCACCGAUUCCAACGACGGCAUUGCGUGCAAGCACGGACCCAACGAGUGCAUGGGCAACAUUAUCGAGUUAUGCGCCGCGCACCACUACCCAGAUCCCAAGAUCUAUCUUGGAUUCGUCAUGUGCCUGACGAGAGAUUACAAAUUGAUCCCACAGCGUGAGCUCAUCGAGGACUGCGCGCUGGAGCACGCCGUUGAUUUCGAGUUGUUGAACGAUUGUGCCACCAAAGACGAUGGCGCUUUUGGCAUCUCGUUGCUGAGGGACAGUGUGAAGAGAUCAAGCGAUGUAAGGCUACCUUAUUUCAACCAGUUGCUUUGUGGUCUAGCUUCAAGUCUAUGGAACAUUUGCUAA
This is a messenger RNA of Pestalotiopsis fici W106-1, 714 nucleotides long. RefSeq lists its product as uncharacterized. The coding region runs from base 1 to 714 and encodes 237 amino acids. The transcript has a single exon. The record is from RefSeq and is a predicted model, not a curated record. NCBI's taxonomy places the organism in Eukaryota, Fungi, Ascomycota, Sordariomycetes, Amphisphaeriales, Sporocadaceae. Gene Ontology annotation, molecular function: oxidoreductase activity, acting on a sulfur group of donors, disulfide as acceptor.